Molecule: messenger RNA, 1288 nt
Organism: Electrophorus electricus (electric eel)
Lineage: Eukaryota; Metazoa; Chordata; Actinopteri; Gymnotiformes; Gymnotidae
Gene: meaf6
Product: MYST/Esa1-associated factor 6
Cellular component (GO): histone acetyltransferase complex
Source: RefSeq, a predicted model, not a curated record
UGUUGGUCGGCGGUUCAUCAUGGCGAUGCAUGCGAAAACUACUCCGCCUCAGAUUCCCGAUACCCGUCGGGAGCUUUCUGAGCUCGUAAAGAGAAAACAGGAGCUUGCGGAAACUCUGGUAAACCUGGAGAGGCAAAUCUAUGCAUUUGAAGGAAGCUAUUUGGAGGACACACAGAUGUAUGGAAACAUCAUUAGAGGAUGGGACCGCUACCUUACUAACCAGAAGAACUCCAAUAGCAAGACGGACAGAAGGAAUCGAAAGUUUAAGGAGGCAGAACGUCUGUUCAGCAAGUCCUCUGUGACAUCAGUCGCAGCUGUUUGUGCUCUCGGAGGCAUCCCUGAUCACAUGAACGAGAAGCGUGAGGCAGGCAGCGGCACCGAGAGCGACACCUCCCCAGACCUCCAGAACCAGGAGAACGAGCCGGGUCAGGAGGAGGGGGAGGAUGCCGACGGCGCCCUGCAGGACCUGAAGCCCCAGAAAGCUGCGUCGUCCUCCAGCUCCGCCGCUGCCGCCGCCGGCCACCACAGCAGUCACAAGAAACGCAAGAACAAGAACCGCCACAGUCUUGUAGCUCCACUGAAAAGAAGUCAAGAAGCAUUCCUACACAAGACAUGCCCUGGUGGCUCCACAACAUUUGAAAUCCAGUGCAGCCACCUCUUAGUUAACGUUGCAUACAGAGAUUUGACAUGAAGAUGAACAAAAAGCCCAGAGUGGACUAUUCAGCUUGAUGGUUUCCAUGGUGAGGAGUGAGGGUGAGACACAGACUCUCUCUCUGUGUCACCACACAGAGAGGAUUCAAGUUACUCAGCUGUGGUCUGCAUUCAUCCAUCGUUAUUCCUGUGUACCAUAACAUUGGCAGAGAACCCAGUCUACCGCAAGCAUGAAAAGUACCUCUUCUUCAUCCUCCCCCCUCUUCUUCCUCAUCUCACUCAACUUCCUUAUCAGUCUCCCAAAAGCAUAGGGAGGCACCAAAUUUCGUUUGUACAUUUAAAGGAUCCACCCUUUGUUCUUGCUUCCACAUUUCUUUUUGCUUCGGCCCAUGGUGUAGGAAGUCCUUCGGUUAGACCGUUAACAGGUUCAAGCUCUUGGUGUGUGCCAGCCCAUGACGGAGGGGCCACGUCCCAUCAAGUCCCAUCAUAGUGGAUUACCAUUACGUUGGAUUCUUUGUAUUUAUUAUGUUCUGUUAAGAAAUAUUCAGAUGAGAUUAGAGAUUUCUUUUUCAAAAACCUUGCUUCUUUUUGUUUCAACUUGUAAUUAAUGUGAAAAUGAAGACCAGUCUUUUCAUUA